CGCUGUAUAUGAAGGGGCGGUAGUUAUUCGUUUUCAAACAUAUGAUAGUUACGUAAAGUUAAACAACGUGAGAAGGCGUUAGAAAUAUAAUAGGUAUUGUAUGCGUGCGUUCAAAAAUUUGGCAUAAAUAAAAAUGACGGCACGUUCAAUUCUACAAGUCUUUGAUCAGUACCAGAAGGCCCGCCUGUUCUUCGUUCAAUCCAUCGCCGAUUUUGCAUCGAAAUCAAACACUGUAGAAUGUUUGGAAGCCGCAGGAGUCCUGGACCUCCUGUCCCCUUUGCUGACAGACCCGGUCCCGUCCAUUCGACACAUGGCAGCUAUAGCUUUAGGAAAGAUCGCAAACAACAAUUCUAGAUUGGCGCAAGCUGUCGUAAGAAUGGAUAUCUUACCUCAGUUAUUGAAGAACAUUUCUAAACAAAAUAAAUUUUAUAAGAAGGCAGCUGUGUUCGUUUUGCGUGCAAUCGCCAAACACUCUCCUGAAUUAGCGUCUAUGGUCAUCCAAAGUAACGGUUUGGAAACCAUAAUAGUCUGUUUAGAAGAUUUCGAUUCUGGCGUGAAGGAAGCCGCUGCUUGGGGAUUGGGAUACAUCGCCAGGCAUAACAAGAACUUGGCCCAGGCCACAGUCGAUGCAGGAGCGGUACCUCUGUUGGUGUUAUGCUUGCAAGAACCUGAAUUAUGUUUAAAGCAGAUCGGUGCAUCCGCUUUGUACGACAUAAGCAAACACAAUAAUGAACUAGCGGAAAACGUCGUAGACGCAGGGGCCAUCCCUUUCCUUGCAAAAGCAUUGUCUAAUCCUGACACCAAGUUAAAGCGUCAAGUUCUUUUGGCAUUAAGCAGUAUAGCAAAACACUCUGUAAAUCUGGCAGAAUCUAUCAUCGAAGCAGAGAUCCUCCCUGACGUUCUCGUACACAUGGCACAUCCCGAUGAAUGUGUCGUCAAGGCUGCUGCGAUGUUGACCAGGGAAAUUUCCAAACAUACAUUGGAAAUGGCCCAGCUCAUUGUAAAUAUCGGUGGCAUCGGUGCACUCGUCGAGUUGAUCUGUACUGCAAAAUUGACUGCCAGAUUGCCAGCAAUAAUGGCAAUUGGUUACAUCGCUGGUCACUCGGAUCAGUUGGCUGUUGCAGUUAUAGGAUCGAAAGUACGACGUUUCAAUAUCAUCGUCAUCGUUUUCACGAUACGCGGUCUACCUUACAAAGGAAUAGAUAUGCUCGAUGCUCGAUUGCAGGCGAUCGUUCACUUAUCUACUAUAUUACACGACGAGGAAGAAGAACAACGACAACGACAUCAACAACAACAACAAGGAGACGAUCAUACGCUUGCCGUUACCGUAUGGGCGAUUGGCCAAAUCGGAAAGCAUACAUCGGAACAUGCAAAGGCAGUUGCAGUUGCAGCGGAUGUUUUGCCGAAGUUGUUGCAACUCUACAACAGUCCAAACACUUCGGAAGAUCUCAAAGCAAAAUGUAAUUUAACGCUGAAGCAAGUACUACAGAGAUGUAUGCACAUCGAAGCUUUGGAGCCUUUGUUGCAUGACUCACCACCUAACAUUCUGAAGUAUGUGUUAGGACAAUUUAGUAAGAUUUUGCCUCACGAUGCCAGGGCAAGAAGAUUAUUUGUUACGUCUGGUGGUUUGAAAAAAGUACAAGAGAUUCAGGCUGAUCCUGGUUCGACGCUUUUAGAAUACAUACAGAUUAUUAAUUGCUGUUUUCCCGAGGAAAUUGUCAGAUAUUACUCGCCCGGUUAUCCAAGCAGUCUUUUGGAAGCUGUGGAACAGUAUCAACCGAAAUGCCCCUCUCUGUUUGCCAUGGAGGAACAUUUGCCUUCCGACAUAGAUUCAAAAUCUUCCUUAUCAUCCUUUAAUGAGGAGGGUUAAAUGGAUAGAUAAAAAUCUCGGUCGUAAGUGCACGUGCGUUAUAUACGUCCAGUUAAAAGAUUACUAAGAAGAACAGAAUGAACGAACCAUCGACUAUAGAAUUCAUAUUGUCAAAUAAAUCUUUUCAGAAGAACCA
This is a messenger RNA of Ceratina calcarata, 2006 nucleotides long. RefSeq names its product sperm-associated antigen 6. Gene Ontology annotation, biological process: cilium movement. The transcript has 9 exons. Gene Ontology annotation, cellular component: microtubule cytoskeleton. NCBI's taxonomy places the organism in Eukaryota, Metazoa, Arthropoda, Insecta, Hymenoptera, Apidae. The record is from RefSeq and is a predicted model, not a curated record. Gene Ontology annotation, molecular function: microtubule binding. Bases 134 to 1870 code for a protein of 578 amino acids.